AUGCCAAGCCAAGAGCCGACGGCAAUUCCAGAUGAAACCACGGAACUAGCCACCACGAGCGUCUCAGCACUGAAAGCAGUUAUUCAGUCAGCCAUGCUGCAAACCGCUAAGUGUGACGUGACUGACCAUUGUGGGAAGAAGGUCACGGUCAACGCACUACUGGACAGUGGCAGCCAACGAUCGUUCAUCACUGCAGCUCUAGCUAAACGACUCCAGCUACCAGUCGAGAAUGAAGAGAGGCUCUACCUGAACACCAUGGCAGCAACUAAGUCCAAGAGCUUCAAUUCGCAAUCGUUCCAACUCGUUGUCAACCUCCGAGACGGUAACAUGGCACAGAUAAUGGUGAAUACUCUGCCUACCAUAACCAACCCAAUUGUGAAACAAGCCGUGCAACAGACCGACUUAGCGUUUCUUGAGCAGCUGUCUCCAACAGCGCUAGCAGAUUCUGUUCCUCACGCAAUGGAAACUGUCAACAUUGACUUUCUAAUUUGUGCUGACUACUUUUGGCAACUGGUGGGCAAUAAUGUUAUCACACUGCCAUCAGGACUCAAGCUAGUCUCCUCCGAAUUUGGAUACCUGCUCACCGGCUGCAGUUCAGUACGGGAUGAAUGCAGCAAUGAUGACACGACCUCCCUUGUGGUUUCCAGCAGCGGUUCGAUUUUCUCAGGAGCUGCAAGGGUCUCCAACCGUAACACAGAGGACAGUGUACUGUCUCAAUUCUGGCAACUGGAGAAUAUUGGAAUCAAGGAUUCACCCUACGCGAAUGAUGACGAAAUCGCACUGGCGCAAUUUCGCAAGACAACGGAAUAUUCCGAGGGCAGGUAUUCCAUCCAAUGGCCAUGGAAGCCUGAUGACACCGAAGAUCAACUUCCUAGCAACUACGGCUUAGCCCUUGGCCGAAUAAAAUCACUGGCCAAACGACUCGCUUCAGACGGACAACUGCUCGAGAGUUAUGACAAGGUGAUCCGACAGCAGCUAGCUAAGGGAAUCAUUGAAGAAGUUCAACUUUCCGGAAUCAGUGGUAAACAACACCAUUUCCCACACCACCCAGUUGUGACACCAGCGAAGUCGACAAAGGUCAGGACAGUGUAUGAUGCAUCAGCCAAAGCGAGUGCAACAUCUCCAAGCCUGAACGACUGCCUCUACCGUGGCCCAGUGCUACUCCCUGACCUCUGCGGCCUGCUAAUGCGUUUCCGUCUCAAGCCAAUUGUGAUUAGCGCUGACGUAGAGAAAGCAUUUCUUCAAAUUUCUAUUCAGCCAAGUGACAGGGACGUCACCCGAUUCAUCUGGUACAAGGACUGUGCCACACCUGAGAAGGUUAACGGCAAUGUCACAGCGUACCGUUUCUGUCGAGUGCCGUUCCGUGUAGUCUCGAGCCCAUUUCUGCUCGUUCCUACCAUUCAGCUGCACCUCACACAGGCCCAGACCGAUGUGUCUGGUGCUAUUGCACGUGAUCUGUAUGUGGACAACCUAAUAACCACGGUCUACUCCCCAGAAGAAGGUAUUCAUCUCUACAAGGAAGCCAAGCAGCUGUUCUCAGAUGCAUCCAUGAACCUACGAGACUGGAUCACCAACUCCGACAAAGUGUUGGACAAGGUUCAGGAAAUCGACCGAUUGCCAUCAGCAUCUACCAAAGUCCUUGGGCUCAAGUGGGAUAGCAAAGCAGAUAACAUCGCCGUGUCCAACAGCAUCAAUGAGAAAUCAGUCGGUCCAGUCACAAAGCGCAGCGUGCUGAACAAAGUGGCAAGCGUGUUUGACCCACUCGGAUUGAUGACACCAUUUACACUGCAAGUGAAGCGGUACCUUCGUCGGCUAUGGGAGGAAGGUCUGGAGUGGGAUGCCCCAUUGUCCGCACCAAUGCUCCUGGAGUGGGACAACAUCCAAUCAGCACUCCGGCAGACGACGACCGGCACCAUUCCAAGGUUCAUUGGUCCUGCGAGUGCAAGUCAACCGAUGAGUCUACAUAUCUUCACAGAUGCAUCCAAGGAUGCAUAUGCAGCAGCAGCAGCUUACCUCCAAGUGCAGAUUCCGGAUUCCAACAAGUACACGGUGAAUCUCAUCUUCUCCAGAUCCCGACUGACCCCGUCACUCAACAAACCAUCCAAGAAGCAAUCAGUCACCAUUCCUCGUAUGGAACUGCUCGGCGUGGUCAUCGGAUUCAGGAUGGUCAAGUUCAUCCAAUCCCAGCUUCAACUUCAGAACAACAUCCCGACAUACCUCUGGACUUAUGCCAAGUGUGUUCUCCACUGGCUCACAACGCCCGAUUAUCUCUCAACAUUUGUUGCCAAUCGUGUGAAGGAAGUGAAAUCCAAUCAGCAGCUACAGUUUCGUCACGCUCAGUCCCAGGCAACCCUGCAGACAUUGCAAUACGCGGUUUUCAGCCAGAGGAGUUGA
Sycon ciliatum is the source of this 2394-nucleotide messenger RNA. RefSeq lists its product as uncharacterized. Gene Ontology annotation, biological process: proteolysis. Gene Ontology annotation, molecular function: aspartic-type endopeptidase activity. Bases 1 to 2394 code for a protein of 797 amino acids. The record is from RefSeq and is a predicted model, not a curated record. NCBI's taxonomy places the organism in Eukaryota, Metazoa, Porifera, Calcarea, Leucosolenida, Sycettidae. The transcript has a single exon.